This is a messenger RNA of Striga hermonthica, 1029 nucleotides long. The record is from the annotation of a GenBank genome assembly. Lineage: Eukaryota; Viridiplantae; Streptophyta; Magnoliopsida; Lamiales; Orobanchaceae.
AUGACACGGCACCCUUUCGUUUUUGUUCUGGUGGGGCUCUCAUGCUUUGCCGGAUUUCUUGAAGGGAGCCCUGGCGAUGCUGAUCCGAUGUACAAGGCUUGUCUUGAAGAAUGUGAGAAGACAGGAUGUGUGGGCAACAAAUGUUUUCAACACUGUAAUUUCUCAACUGAUGGGACACCGGUUGAUGGGCCAUGGUAUCUGCAGGAGCCGCUUUAUGUACAGUGGAAACAAUGGGACUGCCGCAAUGACUGUCGUUAUCACUGUAUGCUCUCUCGAGAAGAAGAAAGAGAGAAACUCGGCUACAAGCCUGUAAAGUACCAUGGGAAAUGGCCAUUUAAGCGCAUAUACGGAAUCCAGGAACCAGUUUCAGUGGCUUUCUCAGCACUAAAUCUUGCUGUACAUUUUCAUGGAUGGGUAUCUUUUUUCAUUCUUGUAAACUACAAGCUUCCCUAUAAGCAAAAUAAGAAUACAUAUUAUGAGUACACUGGCCUGUGGCACAUAUAUGCAGUCUUUGCGAUGAAUGCGUGGAUCUGGAGUGCUGUUUUCCACAGUCGAGAUGUUGAUUUAACGGAGAGAUUGGAUUACUCAUCCGCGGUGGCGUUAUUAGGAUAUUCCCUCAUUCUUGCUGUAAUACGAGCUUUCAACGUGAGACUUGAGGCUGCAAGAGUCAUGAUUGCUGCUCCAUUACUUGCUUUUACGGUUACCCAUAUCUUGUAUUUGAAUUUCUAUCAACUUGAUUAUGGAUGGAAUAUGAUAGUAUGCGUGACAAUGGGCAUAUUACAGAUUGCUCUUUGGGCAAUUUGGGCCGGUUUUACUCAUCACCCGUCCCGUUGGAAGUUGUGGGUGGUCGUGAUUGGAGGGGCCUUUGCCAUGCUCUUGGAGAUAUAUGAUUUCCCUCCAUAUUGGGGGCUUGUAGAUGCUCAUGCUCUUUGGCACGCUACCACAAUCCCUCUUACCUACUUGUGGUGGAGUUUUGUUCGGGACGAUAGUGAGUUUCGAACAAACAUCCUCAUCAAGAAGCAAAAGUAG